Glycine soja is the source of this 375-nucleotide messenger RNA. Its product is annotated as VQ motif-containing protein 8, chloroplastic-like. The transcript has a single exon. The coding region runs from base 1 to 375 and encodes 124 amino acids. Lineage: Eukaryota; Viridiplantae; Streptophyta; Magnoliopsida; Fabales; Fabaceae. The record is from RefSeq and is a predicted model, not a curated record. Gene Ontology annotation, cellular component: nucleus.
AUGAAUUCCCAAGCAGCAAGCAGACACAAGCAGUUGCAGGGUCCAAAGCCUGCUUCUCUAAUUAUUAACAGAAACUCCACAAAGAUCAGUAAGCAGAAGCAGCACCUCUCACAUCAUUCACCAGUUAUAGUGCAUUUGAAAUCUCCCAAGGUCAUUCACGUCAGGCCUGAAGAAUUUAUGAGUCUCGUGCAGCAGCUAACUGGGAACCCCGUAUCUGCAGCUGCUGUUGCUGCCAAUUCUCCAAAAAUGGAGAAGAGUAGCACCGUUGCAGCCAUGGAUGAAAACCCAGUAGAGGAUUUUAUUGGUAGCCUAGGGCGUACUGCCAAUAUUUCAGUUGAUUUCCAAGCUUUAAUGCACUUUGUAGAUUUUGUAUAA